Messenger RNA from Megachile rotundata (alfalfa leafcutting bee), 1999 nucleotides. RefSeq lists its product as uncharacterized. The record is from RefSeq and is a predicted model, not a curated record. Lineage: Eukaryota; Metazoa; Arthropoda; Insecta; Hymenoptera; Megachilidae.
AGGAGGAGCCGACGGCGAUGUCGAGGCAGCUUCGCGUUGAACGGGACCACGUGAGCCGUUGCGACCUCCGCGACCUUCGGGACCUGCGCGACAUCAGGGACCUUCGGGAUCUCAGGGACCUCCGGGACGUUCGGGACGUUAGGGACGACAGGGAGAGACACGGUUCCGGGAGACACCAUCGGGACGAGUACCUGGAUUACGAUCACCAUCCCACCGCUGCAUCCACCUCGGCACUCACCAACAACCCGGUCCUCCAACACGUGGAACAUCCACAAAAACCCUAGUUAAAAGCUAGUGAAAAGAUUUUGAUGAAACUCGGAGAAAUAUUUAAGACACGGCUUUCUCAGCGAUCUGUAUCUAAGAGAUGAGCCGAAAAUAAGGGAAGAGAAAUUGGCGACUAAAUUUUUCAUUUUCAAUCUGAAGAGAUAUUUUCAUCUCCAAGUACGAAACUACGGAUGAAGUUUUGUCGUUUCUAAAUGGCCGGGUAAUUAAUCAUUCUCUUCCUUGCGUUACUCCGCUGACGAACUAAAGUUUCGCUGAAAUCAGAUGGAAACACUUGGCUAAUAUCCCUUAUUAGAAAACUUUUGCUCCGCUUGUCACGACAGAAUAAUGCUGUAUUAAUGUGUACAAGUUUCGAGUUAAUGAAGAUGAUUGAUUCGUAAAUGGAAGAGGUUAAUUUCUAACCAUCCCUCCAUGGACAGCACCGUGACAUGUAGAGGUAAUAAACGAUAGAUAUGGGGUAGGUUCGACAAAGUUUGGACACAGUGCGACAGAAAGCAAGCAAAAGGACGUCACAAAGGGGUGGGUUGUUUAAUUCCGUCUCGAGGUCAAGGUUUCGUGAGGUGACGGAAGACUGCGGUUAUCAGACGGGCCGUAUGUCGAAUUCAAUAAAGUUACAUUGCGUAGAUAAUUCAUGAAAGAGAACGCAAGAUGAAUUGCAGACAAUAAUUCACACUGUGAAUACAUGUAUAUCGAUGCACAUCUACAUGGUGCUACAAAUAUGAUCUAUUCUCACAAGGACAAAUUGUGUUUAUUCUUUUACGACGAAUAAUUUUUGAAUUUCUACUAAAAGACAAUAAUAAAUCAUUGAACUAAAGAUUAUUUCUAAUUUGCUGAUCCUGGCGCGAACUUAGUCGAAACAUAAAGAAGCAAUACGAAACAGUUGAAAGCUAUUUGUUUCGUAGAAAUUCAUGCUCCUGCAUUUCUCGGAGACAUUUCUAUUUUAUUGUUGCGCUAUUGGGAACAGAGAGGGUGAUGGAUGUUGCGCAACGUGUUGUCAGGUAUGAAAAUCUCAGAGAGCAUUAUUCACGUAUACCAGAAGCUUCGCAUAAAGCUUGGAAAGCGAAGAAAAGAGAAGUCUCGAGUCGCCAUCGUGCUGGGUCUGUUUGAAAUAUUCCUCUUUAAUAUUUCGCCCACUCUGUAUUGCGUAACGUUAUACUCGAUCGACAGAAAUUCUAUUUUCUAUAUCGAGUACGAUUCGAUACUAAAUUUAUCAUAAUUUAUACCAUCGAAGGUAUUACGUACUCGUCGUUUGCGCAACGCCACGCAAUAAUCCGUCGAAUGCAAAUAUUGACCCGCCCAAUUGCUGCUCGUGUUAAUUUAUCGUUCGUAGAUAAAUAGAAGAAAAAUAGAGCGUGGAAGAAUAUUAUGUUGCGGUGGAAUAUAGACAGAGAUUUCGCCAAAACUCAUACAGGUAUCACUUUUUCAAGAUAUCGUGAGGGGGCAUAGGGACACUAAUAGACUAUAUAAUACAAUACAGAUGAUAUUUUUUCUAAUGAACGAGAUUAGUACAUACCGUCGAAUUCUUUGUUGCAUAAUGAUACGUUUGUGUAUCUAGUUAAAUACUUAUUAAUUCAGAAAACUAUUUUGCCAAAACUCAUACAGGUAUCACUUAUUUUCAAGAUAUCGUGAAAACUUGGGAGCAUAGGGAAAUUAAUGCUUGUAGACUAUAUAAUACAACAUAGAUGAUGUUUUUUUUAAUGAACGAGAUUAGUACAUA